AUGCAGUGUGAGGAGGCCACAGAGUGGCUGCUGGAGCUGCUCUCCGAUGUGCAGCUGCAGCAAUACUUCCUGAGGAUCCGCGACGAGCUCAACGUGACGCGACUCUCCCACUUCGACUACGUGAAGAACGAAGACCUGGAGAAGAUCGGCAUGGGGCGCCCGGGUCAGAGGAGGCUGUGGGAGGCGGUCAAGAGGAGAAGAGCCCUUUAUAAACGCAAGUCCUGGAUGAGCAAGGUGUUUCCGGUCAAACGACCCGACGGCGACCCCCAGCAGCCCCUCCCCCAGGGGGCGUCGCCCGGCGCGGCGCCGGCCAGCAGCGAGCCGGGCGCCUCGCUCACCUGCCUGAUCCGGGAGUCGGAGCUGCAGCUGCUGGAGCGGCUCGGCGACGGCACCUUCGGGGUGGUGCGGCGAGGAGAGUGGACCGGGCCCAACGGCCGAGUGUUGUCGGUGGCGGUGAAGUGUCUGAAGGCCGGCGUGUUGGACUCGGACGGGCUGGACGACUUCAUCAGAGAGGUGAACGCCAUGCACUCGCUGAGCCACCAGAACCUCAUCCGGCUGUACGGCAUCGUCCUCACACAGCCCAUGAAGAUGGUGGCGGAGUUGGCCCCGCUGGGUUCCCUGUUGGAUCGUCUGAGGAAGCGUCAAGGACACAUCCUCAUCUCCUCCCUGUGUACCUACGCCGUGCAGGUGGCGUGCGGCAUGGCGUACCUGGAGCAGAGGCGCUUCCUCCACAGGGACCUGGCCGCCCGCAACGUGCUGCUGUCCUCCAACGAGACCGUGAAGAUCGGAGACUUCGGCCUCAUGAGGGCGCUGCCCACACACACGGACCAGUACGUCAUGGAGGAGGGCCACAAGGUGCCCUUCCCCUGGUGCGCUCCAGAGUCUCUGAAGUCUCGUACCUUCUCUCACUCGUCCGACACCUGGAUGUUCGGGGUCACCCUGUGGGAGAUGUUCACCCACGGAGAGGAGCCGUGGCUGGGCCUCACGGGGAGCCAGAUCCUCCACAAGGUGGACGUUGAUGCCGAGAGGCUGUGCCAACCGGCCGACUGCCCCCAGGACAUCUACAACGUCAUGCUGCAGUGCUGGAGCCCCAAACCGGAGCACCGGCCCACCUUCAUCGCCCUCAGGGACUUCCUGCUGGAGACCGUGCCGACGGACAUGAAGGCGCUGCAGGACUUUGAGGAGGACGACAAGCUCCAGAUUAAAAUGAACGACGUCAUCACCAUCGUAGAGGGAAGGGCCGAGCACUACUGGUGGCGAGGUCAGAACCGGGGCACGCUGCGCGUCGGCCAGUUUCCUCGCCACGUGGUGACGGCGGUCGCCGGCCUCUCCGCCCACGACAUCAGCCGACCGCUCAAACACUCCUUCAUCCACACCGGGCACGGAGACACGGACCCCCACCGCAGCUGGGGGCACGCGGACCGCAUCGACAGUCUGUAUUUGGGGAACCCCAUGGACCCCCCCGACGUCCUCGGGAUGCAGCCGGGCAUCGCCAGGCCGACCAAACUCCCCAACCGCUCCAAGAAGCAGCCUCCUCCUCGUCCUCCGCAGCCCUCCGUCCUGCUGAAGAAGCCGUUCUACGACUCCGUGAUGGACGACUACGACGACGUGGACGUGGACGGCGCCUGCUCCUCCUCCUCCUCCUCGGGGCUGAAGCGGCUGGGCGUGUCCCUGGGGCUGAAGCUGCGGCCGUGGGAGGCGUCCGGCGUGCGCUCGGCCAAAAGCGAGGUGUCGCUCAUCGACUUCACCGACGACAGCUUCAGCUCCGCCUCGCCCUCGCCGCUCACCGAGACGCGGCGGCCGGACGAGGACACGCUGAAGGACACUCCGUCCAUCCUCGACUGGCCCCUCCCUCAGCCAGCUUACGACGCGGUCGCCACGGAGUCCGAGGACCAAUCGGAGGACCAGGAGGUGCGGUCCAUCAACAAGGAGUUCGCUGAGGAGGCCACGCCCACUGCCAGCGGCGUCGCCGCGGCGAUCAGGAGCGAGUCGCAGUCGGCUGACUUCUUCCAAGAGCUGCAGAGAGAAGUGAUGGUGAAGCUGCAGGUUCCCAUGGCAACGGGCCGCUCCCUUCCCUCCUCCCCGCUGCCCAUGCCUCUGGCUCCGCUGGGCCCCCACCGACAGAUCUACCUGCCCCCGCCCUCCCCCGUCGCCGCCGCCGCCGCGUCCUCCUUCGCCUGCUGCUUCGAGGACCGGCCGGUGCUGCCCCCCCGCAGCCCCGUGCCGCCGCUGCGCCCGUCCAAGCGCAACCCCUCCGCCGCCCGCCCGCAGCCGCGCUCCAGCUCCAUCUGCCUGGGCGACGGGGAAGACACGCCUCCUCAGAUCCCGCCCAGAGACCACGCCUUCUCUCAGCCGGGCUCGCGCUCCUCCUCGCCCCUCCCACUGGCGCCGCCGCUGUCCACCUACCCGGUGGCCCUGCCUCCGCCUCCCCUCUCCGCCUCCCCCCGCCGGGCGUCCGGACACCUGGGUGCCCUUCUGUCCUCCGACUCGUCCUCCUCCCUCGCUCAAGCCACGCCCCAUUCCUCACGGCUCGCAGCUCGCGGCUCCUCCUACUCAUCCGGCUCCAUGCUGGAUCCUCUGGCCUUUGGCGAGGGGCGUGGCCUCUCCUCGUUGGUUGACAGCUCUGUUCCCGCCCCGUUGCCAGAGCGACCAGCUUUUCUGGAAAGAUAUGGAGCAGCCAACAUGGCGGCGGUCAAACCCAUGAUUCAGCGUCCCGGUGGAGCCAAACCAAACUCCUCCUACAACAACAACAACAACGGGAGAACUGCAGCUCCCAGCAUGCAACAGGAGCAGAGCGUCACACAGGUGCACGGAGCCGUGCACGGCGUCACGCUGGAGGAGUGUCAGGCCGCUCUGCAGAGCCACGACGGGAACGUCCUGCAGGCCAUCGACCAUCUGAAGGUGGAGCAGCUGUUUCGUCUCGGCCUUCGGUCCAGAGCCGAGUGCGAGGAGCUGCUGCGGCGCUGCCGGCUGAACCUGGAACAGGCCAGCGCUCUCAUGCUGGACACAUACGGACCCCAUCGGAACAGGAAGUGACACCCGGAGGUCAAACUAAUGACCCCGUCCUGACCUCCUGACCUCCUGAUCAAGGCUCCUCAGUGAUGCUCGUUAAAGAACGGAGGCUCAUAAAGCG
Cyclopterus lumpus (lumpfish) is the source of this 3133-nucleotide messenger RNA. RefSeq names its product tyrosine kinase, non-receptor, 2a (gene tnk2a). Bases 1 to 3036 code for a protein of 1011 amino acids. The transcript is spliced from 19 exons. NCBI's taxonomy places the organism in Eukaryota, Metazoa, Chordata, Actinopteri, Perciformes, Cyclopteridae. The record is from RefSeq and is a predicted model, not a curated record. Gene Ontology annotation, molecular function: protein binding; protein serine/threonine/tyrosine kinase activity; protein tyrosine kinase activity. Gene Ontology annotation, biological process: protein phosphorylation; signal transduction.